CGUGAAAGUGCGUCCCCGCCCCUGCCCCCUGUUCCGUGCGGAGUCUCUGGGAUCUCUCUCUCUGUCACCUCACAGUAGUCGUUGCCGGUCGCGGGUGCGGGGGCGCGAGCAGCGCAGGGCCGCCUCUCCCCCGCCCUCAGGCCGGGCCCCGGCUCGGUCCCCCGUUCCCUCCUCUCCCCACCCCGGUCGGGUACCGGAAGGUCCAAGCCGCUGCCGGGUGCCCGAGGGCCAUCGUGGCCGCCGCCACGGGUCCCGAUGGAGCCGCCGAAUCUCUAUCCGGUGAAGCUCUACGUGUACGACCUGUCCAAGGGCCUGGCCCGCCGGCUCAGCCCCAUCAUGCUGGGGAAACAACUGGAAGGCAUCUGGCACACCUCUAUAGUUGUACACAAGGAUGAGUUCUUCUUCGGCAGCGGCGGUAUUUCCAGCUGUACCCCGGGAGGGACAUUGCUUGGGCCCCCAGACUCUGUGGUUGAUGUGGGGAACACAGAAGUCACAGAAGAAAUCUUUCUGGAAUACCUGUCCUCCCUGGGGGAGUCUCUGUUCCGAGGAGAAGCCUACAACCUCUUUGAACACAACUGUAACACCUUUAGCAAUGAAGUGGCGCAGUUCCUGACUGGGCGGAAGAUCCCUUCUUACAUCACCGACUUGCCCUCAGAAGUUCUCUCCACGCCCUUUGGACAAGCACUUCGGCCCUUCCUGGACUCCAUCCAGAUCCAGCCUCCAGGAGGGAACUCUGUGGGCAGACCCAAUGGCCAAAGCUAACAGGACUGCACGGGACCGCCCUCCUCUCCAGGGCUUUUCCUUUUUAAACAAAACAAACCCUACCAGAUUUCUAUUUUAUAAUUUUACAUCAGAGCUAACAGGGACGGCUUUUUAAAUUUCCCAGGGAAGGAGCUCAUCGGGUGCAUGUAGGACAGUGCUCCUGAGAGAACAAAUGCCGUCCCUUCUAAUAGUAUUAUACUAAUUUAUUAAGGCUGUCUUGUCUGUGAGUUCACUUUUGACGCUGUUGCCUAAGCGUCCUCUACACUGGAGAGAGAGGGUGCUUGCUUAAAGAGAAAGCAAGAGUCACAGUCUGGGAGAAGCCCAUCUUGGACCCUCUUUCCAGAGAACACCCACAUUCCACCCAGGUUGCCACACCUGUGGGACCCAGGUGAGUUUUAUGCUGUCCGCUCCCCUGGGGCAGUCACCCUCUAGCAGUAACUGAACCAAAGGACUUGGAGGACACGGGGGCCAGCUGUAGGCUUCUAACUCAACCUAAGUGAACUCUUUAACCACACGUUUGCCCCCUCCUCCCGAGACAAGGCCACCUGUCACAGCCGGAGCAGCCGGAGCAUCAGGAUCAAAGGAGACUGGCAGCAGGGGUGAGGCCAGAGAAAACAGGAGAAAGCCAUUCCUCCUCCUGUCUGAGUGCCAAUCCUCGAUGCCCGCCCCUAAGCUGCUCUUCUUCAGCAUAGCUUGACCUGUCACCUUUAAUAAAGGUCUAGGCUCCAGCAGCAGAGACACAGGCCUUCUGUCUGAGAGUAAUUCCGUCAGUUAUUUAUAGUCAACAGAGCCAGCCACUCAAACCAGUAUGGAUUCGUCAGCUAGAUACUAGGGGGACAUGAUUGUUCUCCUGAAUCAUGUCUCUGAUAUAGAAAGAAUACCAUAAUGAUGUAGAUUCAUGGUGGGAAGAAAAUUUACAGUUCUCCCCAGUAGGAACUUUUACACUAUCCCUAAUGUGUCUUGAAUAGACAUUUAUCUCCAUUGUCAUUCUGACCUUACGGGGUGCGGUUGGGGUGAGAAUGGGCGUUUUCCUAAUGAUAUGCUGCUAAGAUUUCAUAGGCAAGAAUAGCCUAGAAGUCUAUGACCUAGACUCUAGAUUCCAGAGGGACCUUAAGGUCCCCUUCCUUGGUGUCAGCCUUCUACUAGCUCAUAUAGGGGACUGGAUAUGGAGAAGGGAACUCAGAGCAGGCACCUGAGACUUGGAUCCACAACCUUGGGGAGUCCCCCACCAUGGUUUCCUGCCACUUCUGAAACUUGAGCCCAAUGUUUCCUUCUAGGGCAGGACUUUCCUCCCUGAAAAGAUCCUAUUGGCUCACACUUGCCCGUACCCUGCUGUCUUUGCCACUAGCCAUAGCAGUAGGCAUCAUAGAGAUCUCUGCCUCAGAGCUGACCUGUUGCCUGACCAGAGCUAUGUCCACCUAGGAUGUCAGGUGAUGUUUUGGAAAUUGAAGGUCACAGUCAAAUGGAUCUCAAGACUCAACAGUGUGCAGGCUUGUGUGGCUGUCACAGGGAUUGUUUAGUGUUGGUCUGUUUUGCAGAAUGUGGCUUAGAAGGUUGAGUGUUCGAAGCUUGGUGUCUGGGAAGGUAGAGGUUGCUGGAAGCCAUCAGUUUUUCAUUUGCCUGGCCCCAUCUGGUAGCAUCUCUGCCCAGAGCUCUCUCCUCUGUCCUCAGGGUACUCUCACAUGGCCAUUCUCUGGUUUCCUCCUCAUAGCAGUAACACAAUAACCAUGAUAUUCUGAGAAGUUUGCUUGAGGAUUUUAGUCACUUAAUUGCUUGAAUUGUCUCCUGUCAUGUCUAGCAGCCAUCCAUGCCAAUGCCUGUGGCAUGGCUAGCAGAGAGAUAGGAAGACUGGACAGUCUCUCUGAUCUCAGCUGGAAGGCAAGCUCUCCUUCCCCUGUGCAAGUCCCACUGUCACCAGAAUCCCAGACCAGGAACCCAACGUCCCACCUUUACAUUUCUCUGUCCCAGUAUCUCAGGAGCCCUGUUCAUGACCAGGCAACUCCACCUGGGCAUGUACAAGCGAGCUGAGAGGAAGAACAAUUGUGUGGCUCAUGUCACAUAAUAGACACCCCUGUCCACUGGUUAGUUGGUCAAGGGAUAAGGGAAUGGAGGCAUGAGACCAUCAUCCUCUCCUAGACUGGUGUGUUUCUUUGAGAUUCCUCCAUGACUUCCUUGAAGUCAGACUAAUUAUGUCUAAUACGGAGGUGUUUGCUGGUUUUCAUUGGUGUUUUUUUCUAAUACAAUAAAUUCAUUUCUGCCUGCU
Messenger RNA from Grammomys surdaster, 3025 nucleotides. RefSeq names its product desumoylating isopeptidase 1 (gene Desi1). The record is from RefSeq and is a predicted model, not a curated record. The coding region runs from base 256 to 762 and encodes 168 amino acids. Gene Ontology annotation, molecular function: peptidase activity. The transcript has 6 exons. Gene Ontology annotation, biological process: protein modification by small protein removal. Lineage: Eukaryota; Metazoa; Chordata; Mammalia; Rodentia; Muridae.